UGGGAGCCACAGCUCUAUAAGUAAACACUCGGCGCGGCGCAGCUAUGGCUGCUUCCUAUUUGUGAGGCGGAGGCUGCGGUAGCGCCUCGGGCUGGUUCCGGUUUUUUCCCUCCUCGGCUCUGCUGGGCGGGCGCGCGGUCUGGGAGUCGCCGCCGCCUGUCCGGCCUGGCGUCCAGUCGCUCUUGCUCUCCCGUGCGCGCGAUCGCCUGCUCGUCCGCCCGCCGCGAAGCGGCUCGGGCCAGGCGGGGCGCCGCGUCCCGAGCAGAGGGGGAGACAAAGGGGGCCGCCCCCCCCGCUCCCGGGCCAAGAUGUGGAUCCAGGUUCGCACCAUCGACGGCUCCCAGACACGCACCAUCGAGGACGUUUCUCGCAAAGCCACGAUCGAGGAGCUGCGCGAGCGGGUUUGGGCGCUGUUCGACGUGCGGCCCGAGUGCCAGCGCCUCUUCUACCGGGGCAAGCAGUUGGAGAAUGGAUACACUUUAUUUGACUAUGAUGUUGGACUGAAUGAUAUUAUUCAGCUACUAGUUCGCCCAGACUCUGAUCUUCCUAGCACAUCCAAACAGACUGAUAUACAGGUCAGACCAUGUUCUAAUAGUCCACCUAAAGUCAAGAAAACUUCAAGAGUGGGAUCUUCCAGUCAACCAUCCACAUCAACUCAUGUCUGUCUUAUUGAUCCUGGCAUUGGACUAUAUAAGGUAAAUGAAUUGGUGGAUGCCAGAGAUGUCGGCCUUGGUGCUUGGUUUGAAGCACAUAUACAUAGUGUUACUAGAGCUUCUGAUGGACAUUCACGUGGCAAAACUCCACUGAAGAAUGGCAGUUCUUAUAAAAGGACUAAUGGAAAUAUAAAUCAUAAUUCCAAAGAGAACACAAAUAAAUUGGACAAUGUACCCUCUACGUCUAAUUCAGACUCUGUUGCUGCUGAUGAAGACGUUAUUUAUCAUAUCCAGUAUGAUGAAUAUCCAGAAAGUGGUACUGUAGAAAUGAAUGUAAAGGAUCUUCGACCACGAGCUAGAACCAUUUUAAAAUGGAAUGAACUAAAUGUUGGUGAUGUGGUAAUGGUUAAUUAUAAUGUAGAAAAUCCAGGAAAAAGAGGUUUUUGGUUUGAUGCGGAAAUUACAACAUUGAAGACAAUCUCAAGGACCAAAAAAGAACUUCGUGUGAAAAUUUUCUUGGGGGGUUCAGAAGGAACAUUAAAUGACUGCGUGGUAAUAUUUGUAGAUGAAAUCUUCAAGAUUGAGAAACCUGGAGCCCAUCCUCUUUCAUUUGCAGAUGGAAAGUUUUUAAGGAAAAAUGACCCUGAAUGUGACCUGUGUGGUGGAGACCCAGAUAAGAAAUGCCGUACUUGCUCCUGUCAUGUAUGUGGUGGGAAACAUGAACCCAACAUGCAGCUUCUGUGUGAUGAAUGUAAUAUGGCCUAUCAUAUUUACUGCCUGAAUCCACCUUUGGAUAAGGUCCCAGAAGAGGAAUACUGGUAUUGUCCUUCCUGUAAAACUGAUUCCAGUGAGGUUGUAAAAGCUGGUGAAAGACUCAAGAUGAGUAAAAAGAAAGCCAAGAUGCCAUCAGCUAGUACUGAAAGCCGGAGAGACUGGGGCAGGGGAAUGGCUUGUGUUGGUCGUACAAAAGAAUGUACUAUUGUCCCUUCUAAUCAUUAUGGACCUAUUCCUGGUAUUCCUGUUGGAUCAACUUGGAGAUUUAGAGUUCAGGUGAGCGAAGCAGGUGUUCACAGACCCCAUGUUGGUGGAAUUCAUGGUCGCAGUAAUGAUGGGGCUUAUUCUCUUGUCCUGGCUGGUGGAUUUGCAGAUGAAGUAGACCGAGGUGAUGAGUUCACAUACACUGGAAGUGGUGGUAAAAAUCUUGCUGGUAAUAAAAGAAUUGGUGCACCAUCAGCUGAUCAAACAUUAACAAAUAUGAACAGGGCAUUGGCCCUAAACUGUGAUGCUCCAUUGGAUGAUAAAAUUGGAGCAGAAUCUCGGAAUUGGAGAGCUGGUAAGCCAGUCAGAGUGAUACGCAGUUUUAAAGGGAGGAAGAUCAGCAAAUAUGCUCCUGAAGAAGGCAACAGAUAUGAUGGCAUUUAUAAGGUGGUGAAAUACUGGCCAGAGAUUUCAUCAAGUCAUGGAUUCUUGGUUUGGCGCUAUCUUUUAAGAAGAGAUGAUGUUGAACCUGCUCCUUGGACCUCAGAAGGAAUUGAACGGUCAAGGAGAUUAUGUCUGCGGCUACAGUAUCCAGCAGGUUACCCUUCAGAUAAAGAAGGGAAGAAGACUAAAGGACAGUCAAAGAAGCAGGCCACUGAAACCACAAAAAGGCCAAUUUCAGAUGAUGAGUCUCCAAGUGCCUCCAAAGUGUUCAAAGCAUCGGAUUCAGCAGAAGCAGUUGAGGCUUUCCAGCUAACUCCUCAGCAACAACACCUAAUCCGAGAAGACGGCCAAAACCACAAGUUGUGGGAUGAAGUACUUGCGUCUCUUGUGGAAGGACCAAAUUUUCUGAAAAAAUUAGAACAAUGUUUUAUGUGUGUCUGCUGCCAGGAGCUAGUUUACCAGCCUGUGACCACAGAGUGCUUCCACAACGUCUGUAAAGAUUGCUUACAGCGCUCCUUUAAGGCCCAGGUUUUCUCCUGCCCUGCUUGCCGGCAUGAUCUUGGCCCAAAUUACAUCAUGGUUCCCAAUGAGGUUCUGCAGAAUCUACUUGACCUUUUCUUCCCUGGCUACAGCAAAGGACGAUGAUCUGUGUACUUCUACCGUGUUGUUCCUGGUGGCUUUUUGAACAAUAAAGAAUCUAAAAUGGGUGUAGAGGGUGGAAGCAAUGGUGGACCAUAUCUCUCCCGUUCUAAAGCAGCUAAUCCUCUUUCCCAGGUAGCCAUCAUCUUGUGUGUAGUAAGAGGCCCAUUUCUCAACUGUCUUUUAAAUAUCAAAAGGUAGUUCCUGUCAGAAACAACUAGUUUUAAUGAAUAAAAAGUCAAAAGCCUCAGCUCUAGUUGAUAUCCAAGUUAUGAUUUAUUUUGCAACUACCUCAGGACAGAAAAGAUUUGUGGGGAUUUUAAAAAUCAUUGAAUAGUUAAAUGAAAUUUUAGCUACACACUGCCUCCCCAAUAUUAGUUGUGCCUGGUUAUUGUAAUUUGAUUUUACCGAAAAGAAGAUGACACGAGUCACUUGGACUGAAUGCCGCUUCUGUAGUAUGCAUAUUUUUUCAUGUUCUUCUUCCAUUACGGUGAGUGUUUUGCAAGGACAGGUUCAUUUUUUUAGCCUGUUUUGUGAGCCCCAUUGUGCUUUUUUCUGGUGUUUUAUGCAAGUUGACUACUAAUGACUAAUGAGAACAAUAUGAAUGCAUUGUUGCUGCAUUAGUGUCAUGUGGUGUGGUUUUGCACUUAAAAGAGGUAUCAGAUGCUCUAGUUGUGAAUGUCCAUGAAAAGCCACUUCUGUACUAGUCAAACUGUUUUUAGUGAGUCUCACCAGUGAUUUUACAUUUACAGAGUAUUGAGGGCUGUGCUGACUUUUGAGAGGAUUGAAAUUGCUUCAUAUUGUGAUCCUAAAUUUUAUAUUCACUAUAUUCCCUAAAGUAUACCUUAAUAAAUAUUUUAUGAUCAGAA
This is a messenger RNA of Lepus europaeus (European hare), 3583 nucleotides long. It is a transcript of the gene UHRF2, whose product is annotated as ubiquitin like with PHD and ring finger domains 2. The transcript is spliced from 16 exons. Bases 309 to 2720 code for a protein of 803 amino acids. Lineage: Eukaryota; Metazoa; Chordata; Mammalia; Lagomorpha; Leporidae. Gene Ontology annotation, biological process: negative regulation of gene expression via chromosomal CpG island methylation; protein ubiquitination. Gene Ontology annotation, molecular function: protein binding; ubiquitin protein ligase activity. The record is from RefSeq and is a predicted model, not a curated record.